AUGGACACGCUUUUUCUACGAGGUGUAUCUGUACCAGCUGUGAGCGCGGCGAUCCCUCUUGAAAGCCGACAUACCAGAGAUGUAAACCCACCUUGUUUUCUGAACGAUGACAAUAUCCAACCUGAAGUUAAUUCAACAUUAGCAUCUUCUUUUGAAAAAAUAAAAGAUCAAGUACAGGAUCUGAAGGCUAAAAUUGAAUUGCAGAUAACGAGGAUGCAAACAUCUUAUUGUAUAGAAAGAAAUAGCGAUGCGUUGAUGUCGGCCAUUCAUAUGUUUUCACUUUCUGACAACGAGGCUUUUGUACAUGAAUUCACUAUAAAUCAGCCAUCUUUUCUUGAGAAAAUAACUGGACAUUACGAUAUGCUUGAUAAUUUGGCUUACACCUUGGAGGAACUUUCUGAAACAGCCGCUGAUGAUCAUGCUAAACAGAACUUACUGCAGAUCCAAGCCCGAACAUAUAACGCCAUGUGUACCAUUAAAACCUUAUUGCGAUCACAAAAUAAACAUCUUACCAAUGAAGUACCAAGUGGAAGAAACAGUUUUCAGAUUGAUGGUAUAUGUGAUCAGCAUCAGAUGGAAUAUAUUACAAUGUUGAAUGGUUAUUUACUAGCGGAAUACCUUGAUUUGAUGUAUACAACGGUGUUAAAUCAUCAGAAUUGACAAGUCAAACUGUUUAAAAUCUGUCUGACUUUAUUGAUUUGUACUAUACAUUUAUUGUCAAAAAGACGAAGAUUCAUCAGUAAAUUAUUUUUUAUUGCCUCCGUGAAGCCAUUCAAUGCUGAUAUCAGUUUUGUAUUAACG
Molecule: messenger RNA, 801 nt
Organism: Ruditapes philippinarum (Manila clam)
Lineage: Eukaryota; Metazoa; Mollusca; Bivalvia; Venerida; Veneridae
Exons: 4
Coding region: 1-660 (219 amino acids)
Source: RefSeq, a predicted model, not a curated record